AUGGUUCGAAAUAAUUUGAUUGGCCCAUUUAGAUCACGUGGCAAAAGGAACAAGAAGUUGAAGAUGGCUGCUUUAGGAAAUCUGGGAAGUGGGUCCACGGCCGCUGUUAAAGACAUGUUUGAAGCACCAGAUAGUAAGAUCGGCAAUGCUCCCAUGAUGGAGGUCCAGUGGGCCCUGAAGUCAUACAGCCAUGCAGAAACAUACUUUAAUCUGAUCACAUCUGUCGACCCAAAGCUGUUGAAACUUACAAAGAAGGAUAAUGAAAUCUAUGCACAUUUUCGUGAAGACUUUAAAGAUGUGGUCAUAAAUAAAAUAGAUGAAGACUCAUUGAAAUCACCAGAUUCUAAAAAAAAAUGGCGUAAGUUCUGUGAGGAGUAUCGGGGGGAGGUAGAAGACUACAACUUUGGCACCCUUCUAAGAAUUGACUCAACUGAAGAUAUAUCUGAUAAAAAUACUUGUAUUGUACCAAGAGUGCAGUUCCUUGCUAUUGAGAUAGCCAGGAACAGAGAGGGUUACAAUGAUAGCCUCAGGCAGAAAUAUAAAAAUACAAACAAAAAUAAAACUAAGGACAGUAAUGGUAUUAGUGAUUCUGAUAUAACUAUAGCUGACUCUGAAAAUACAAUCAAGCAGGCUUUGGAAAAUGGAUUUAAAUUAUAG
Molecule: messenger RNA, 657 nt
Organism: Owenia fusiformis
Lineage: Eukaryota; Metazoa; Annelida; Polychaeta; Sabellida; Oweniidae
Source: the annotation of a GenBank genome assembly